Messenger RNA from Cladocopium goreaui, 4259 nucleotides. NCBI's taxonomy places the organism in Eukaryota, Dinophyceae, Suessiales, Symbiodiniaceae. The record is from the annotation of a GenBank genome assembly.
GAUCAGUCGGCCAAUCAGCAGCCAUUCGAGCUUGACUAUUUGAAGGCCGUCUUGGAGGAUUGGGCCCGGGAGUUAGGGAUUCAAACGAUCCGAACAUUACCGGGCCGAAGUCUUGUUGGCGCUGCCAGCGCAGAGCCGACGGAUGAGUCAGCUGCAUUCCUGUACCUGAACGAAAUCCACAGCUUUUGGCCGGAGGGCACCCUUCAAAAAGAUCUCACUUCAUGGGCUGAAAUCCAAGGAUCAACUUUGAGGGUGCACUUGAGCUACAUGGUACGUUUGUGGCGCAAGAAUGAACUGGUGCAGCAGCUCAAGGACAUCUUGAAUGCUUUAUACCCAGCAGAAGAAGGUGGGACACCAGCGGCACCAACUGAUCCAGCAGAAUCAUCAGCCAGGGAGGUCGCGGCACCAGCAGAAGUUGGAUCACCAGCGGCACCAGCUGCACCAACAGACAUGGCAGAAACACCAGCCAGCGAUGUUGCAGCACCAACAGAGGUUGGAAUUGAAACCGGGAGUGAUGAUGGGGAUGAGGAUGGUGUUAGGAUGUUGGGACUCCUACCCUUUUCCAAAACUUGGCCUGCUGUCCUGAAACAAUGCAUGGAAUCCUAUGAUCCUCAGUAUGACUACCAGUCCUGCUGGGUCAAGGGUGGUGGUUUUGUUAUCGGGUUCAAGGAGCCUUGGGAGUUGGAGCAUGUGCCUGCCAAGUGCCAGUUUCCUUUGUCGGUGUACGUGGCAGUUGCUUCAGAAGCACCAGCUAGCAGCACAGAUGCACCAGCCAGCAGCAGUGACGCACCAGCCAGCACCCCAGGGGAUGCAGCUGGAUCCCACGUGGAUCAAAUGGAUACCUUGCCUCUGGAAUCGAAUGUGACUGGUGAUGCUGCCAAUGGAUCUGACCACACGCCAUCUGAUGUGGUAGAGGUGACUGGUGAUGCUGCCCAUGGAUCUGACCACACGCCAUCUGAUGUGGUAGAGGUGACUGCAUUGGAAUGCGUGGUGGCUGACAUCGAUGAGGACAAGGAAGACAUCGCUGCUGCUCCAGCUGAUCCUGAUCAAGAGAUGGUGGAGGUGUUGGAAGAGACAGCUGGAGACUGGAAAUAUGAGGACCCAUGGUCUGCUGGCUUUUACGAAGAGGGCCGUGCAGACUGGCAAUGGUGGGAGGAUGAGUGGGCUCAGCAAGAGUGGGAUGAGUGGACGGCCAACAAUUCUUGGGAUUACCAGGACAGGGCCCCCUUGGUGGCUGACCCGCCAUCUUUGAAUCAAGUUCUCAGUGCUAUCCAUCUGAGCGACCUUAAAUUUGAGAAGGAUAUUCUUGCUGGACAAAUUGCCAUGCGAGCCCGUGCCAAGCGCAAUGCCAAAGAGCCUGCAGCUGAUGGAGAAGCCAAGAGGGGCCGCCCCAGGGGCAGUCAAAAUGCUGCUGAUGCUGACAAUUUGCCAGGGACUUCCCAACCCAGCCAACCUUCCAAGAAAGGCAAGGGUAAGGGUCGUAGGAAGCAAAAGGAACCCAAGGAGCAGGAGGAGACCAAGGAGCCUGAGGAGCGCAAGGAGCCCAUUACCAAGGAGCCCAAGGAGCCCAAGCAGCCCAAGCAGCCUAAGGAACGCAAGCAGCCCAAGGAGCCCAAGGUGCCCAAGGAGCCCAAGAAGCCCAAGGGUAAAGCAGCGCCAAAGAAAUGCCCCACGCCCAAGACUGCUGCCAAGAGUGCUGCCAAGAGUGCUGCCAAGAGUGCUGCCAAGAAGACUGACAAUUCCAAUCAAGUUGUAGGAGUCAAGCCACGUUUGAAAGUGGACCGCACAGAACUUGCAAGGGUUCACAUCAUCGAUUACGUGGUGGCUACCAGUGAUGGGACCUUCAAGAAGGACCUUAUGGCGUUUGAGCUGUUCUGCGGAAUUGGCGGUCGGCUUGGCCUGGCCGCUGCCAAGUACGAUGUGAAUUUGAACAGCCAGGACAUGGAUUUUACCAGCGUGUGUUGGCUCCAUAUGUUAUCGCUGCAAGCCCGGAUCACUCGUGACGACCGGAACAAGCACGUGGAUCCUGCAACAUGGGAAGAUGGCAAGCUUGAAGAAUUCCUCUGCUUCUUGAAGGAUGAGAUCCGGUCAGGAUUCCUCAUGCCGCCAAAAGCUACGAAAGCACCACCAGCACCAGCGCCCAAACCCAACAUGGACCUGGUGCAGAGCAUUCUAGCUAAAGCACGAGCAACAGCAAACAAACGGAAGGUGGAUGGCGUGGAGUCAGCAUCUCCAGCUACCAAGGCAAAAGCCACACCUGUGCCCCCUCCAGCAGUAGUUGCACCCAAAGUUUGCCCUGCUGUGCCACCAGCUGGUGGAAGUGCAAAGGCACAGCCACCUCCACCACCGGCAAAAGCAAUUCCCCCACAAGCACCUGCACCUAGCGAUUCCACUGAGGCCAGCAGCCCAGUGCCGAAGACUGCAGCACCAGCACCGCCCCCACCAAGUGCCAAGAUUCAACAAGCCUUGAACACUGCAAAGGAAAUUCGUUUGCACAAAGCACAUGUUCAGCCCAAAGCCCAUGCCCCAGAUCCGAACACACCGCCGCCCAAAGUUACCUCACCUCCUACUUUGCAGAAAGCACACACCCCAGAGUCGUUGCAUACCCCGCCGCCCAAGCAUGCAUUUGCAUCUCCUAUGGCUAGCCCGGCAGAGACUGUUCGCAGCAAUUCAUGGGAGAGCAACUCAUGGGAGCCUUCUCAGGAUGACUGGUGGAUGACUUGCAAUUCUCAAAGGGAAUACUAUGGUCGACAGGGUCUGUCCUGGUGGAGGGAGUAUGAUGGUCUCAGUCCAUAUGCCCCUGGCAACUGGAUGUGGGAUUCCUGGAACAACCGGUAUGUCUUUACCGAGGGCAGCCAAAGCUGGGUGAGCAAGUCUUGGGAUACGAAUGGUGAUGGGAUGAAUGAUGAGACAUAUGAUGACGGCAACCUCAGCACCCCUUCUAUGCCUGCAACUCCUGUUGGUCCACCCGGAAGUGGAACUUCUAGUACUGAGAAUGAUGCCCUGGAUGCUAAUGGUGCUGAUGCUGAAUCGGGUCAUGUCAGGGAGGCCCUUGCAUGUCGCAAACCGUCAGCCCCGAAUGUUACAUCCCCAGAACCUGCAAAUGACAGUGCAGUUCCCCCUGAAACGGAAGCAGCCCCUGAAACGGCAGCAGCUGAGCCAGUUGUUCCCCCGCUGCCGUCAAGUGGCAUGGCAGUGAAGGCAGAGCUGCCAGACUCAGAAGCCUCAGGUAUGGCAAGCCCGGUCGAUGCAUGGAGAUGUGAUAAGCAUGGGAAACCAUGCACCCCGGAAGCUCUCUACAUGCGCUUCUACAGGCGCUUGAGAAGCCCAAAGGAGAAGAUUCCGGAGGAGGUGAUGGCAAAAAAAAUCGAAGCCGAGACCAGUACCAACGGCAAGCACAAGAUGCACGAUCUGUAUCUGAUGUGGUUGUCCUGCAAGGGGGUGUGGGGCGAAUGUUCACUUGUCUUGACCGCCAAGAGAUCCAACACCCAUGAUGCUACGGAACUCUAUGAGUACCUACCGGAAAAAGAAUUGAGAGAGAAGUUGGGUGAUGACUUAGCUACGGAUCUCAUAGAGCGCCACACCCAAGCCGAGUCGAAGUUGAAGGGGGACCAGAAGGGUCAAUUCAUCAAAACGAAUCCACAGUUCCCCAACAGGACUGAUCAGUGGCGAUACAAAUGUUUCAUCAGCUUCAGCUCAGCCUUCAAGCAGUCGAGUGGAACAGAGAUUCAAGCGUCUCAAACUGCUACUCAUGUGGAUCAAGAUGAUUUCGACAAGAUGUUGGACGACGCUGCCAAUGGCAUCACCGUUGCAGACAUUCCCAGAACUUCUACCCCCAAGCCGGGCCUGCCAGUGCCCAAAAAGGAAAAGAAGGAGAGGAACACUGCCUACAAGACUGCGUUGCUGAAGGAUCUCCAGGAGUCCUCCACAAGACUUCAGCAUGCCAAAGCGCAAGCCAUGAAGAGCCUCGCGGUGGACAAUGCAUCUGAUCACACCGACAAGUACAAUGUGCUGCCUCAUCGACAAGGUCGUCCGCAGGGUUUGCUGAUCACCUGCUCCGUGGAGCCGACUCAAUCGCUUGAGGAGAUGUUGAAGCAAUAUGAGGACGAAAGUCCGCGCGACUAUGCAGAUCGCAAAGAGUUGUGGAGCAUUGGGAUUGCAACUGUGUGCAGCUUUGCAGAGUGGCAGCGGACUACAGAGGUGUUUCCUUUUUACCUGACGCAGCAACAAGCUGCCACCAUCCAUGACCUGGGGAUACA